Molecule: messenger RNA, 894 nt
Organism: Argiope bruennichi
Lineage: Eukaryota; Metazoa; Arthropoda; Arachnida; Araneae; Araneidae
Product: probable glutamate receptor
Exons: 8
Coding region: 1-894 (297 amino acids)
Cellular component (GO): membrane
Molecular function (GO): glutamate-gated receptor activity
Source: RefSeq, a predicted model, not a curated record
AUGACGGUUUAUCGAAUAAGGUAUGCGCCGUGGGUUCCAUUUGUCGAUCCAGUUUUGGGCAAAGACAACAAGUUCCAUCUCGGUGGAUAUGCCAAAGACGCUUACGAUGGAAUGAAGAUGUUUAUGGAUUUCGAUUACCAUGCUGAAAUUCAACCAGAUAACGUUUAUGGUGCGAAAGUGAAUGGAACUUGGUCUGGUAUGAUUGGAUCCAUCGUUGCCAACGAAUCGGAUAUUUCGGGUCCUUUUUUCAUAGACGAAGAUCGAUCUCUUGCAGUAGAAUUUUCUGUUCCUUUGGCUUUUUCACAAAUGACCAUAGUAUCAGGAAUGGUGUCCAGCAACAGGAAUCCAUUUAUGAUUUUAGCUGUUUAUUCAAUACCGGUUUGGAUUAUUUUGUUUGUGACCACACUCGCUAUUUCUGCUGCUGCCAGCUUGAUCUACAAAACCUUACCAGCUCCAGAGAAACGAGCAGUGCCAGAAAUAUAUUCUAAAUAUUUAUGGGCUUUUCAGACUGGUUUAAUAGGAAAAGGUUUUGGUGAAAACAAAAGAUGGUUUCUUAAGCACGUAUGGUCGUCACCCAGCUUCCGCCUGCUCCAGUGUUUGUGGUUCAUUGCAGUCUGUGUCAUCUUCAUGUACACUUACCAAGGAGCUGUUAUCUCAGCCUUUGCCGCCGACAAACUGAAGCCGAGAAUUUCAACUAUAGAAGAGUUGCUGGAAGACAAGAAGAUGGGCAUUAGUACUGUCAAUAAUGCAUAUCCUAUGGCCCUGUUCAAGAGAUUGGCGAAUACAAGUUAUGAAUCUAUCUGGUUCAGAAUGGAGAAUAGCCUGGAAAAUCUACCUGGUAAAGGAAUAAUUCCAGGCUGGCUGGACGCGGUGGAAGAAGAAUAUCAUCGGUGA